Molecule: messenger RNA, 942 nt
Organism: Camelina sativa (false flax)
Lineage: Eukaryota; Viridiplantae; Streptophyta; Magnoliopsida; Brassicales; Brassicaceae
Source: RefSeq, a predicted model, not a curated record
AAAAAAAAAAAAAUCAAAUGAAUAAUUCUUUACUACUUACUACAAGGCAUAUAAUCUCUAUAGUUGUUUUAAUUUUUCAACAUCAAAAGUUCCUUGUUUGUUCUACCACCAGAAGUAUUUGUUCUUUCUUCACCGCCAGCAAAAAAAAAGAUCGAUCCGUCUUUCUCCUGCGAACAGAGAGAGAGAGAGAGAGAGAUGAGAGAGCUCUCAGCAAGUAGUGGUCUAGCAUGGCUGCGUUUGGUAUUCUUCGCUUCGAUUGGUUUGCAGUUUGUCUUAGGUCUAUCAGGUGAUUCCAAGGAUACGAAUGCAGGAGUUAAGGCAGAAUCUCAUUCCUCUUCUAGCAAAACAGGCACAAAAGUAAUCCUCGUACUGUUCGGAUUUGUGGCUGUGGCGGUCUUCUCCUUCUUCCUAUACAAGCUGUGGCAGAAGAAGAAAAGAGAUGAGCAGUAUGCUCGACUGUUAAAGCUGUUUGAGGAAGAUGAUGAACUGGAGGUUGAAUUAGGUCUUCGGGAUUAGAAACGCCAAUUUGUCAACAAAAGCCUCAUGUAUGUUUGUGUUCGUUUUGUCCGAUCAUGUAGGUGGAACGUUCCGGGCAUUUAAAUUUGAAGUAUAUAUAAUAUACGCACACUUUGAUGGGUAACUGAUGUAGCUGUCUCGUCACUGAUCAUCAUCGUCAUCAAUUCAUCAUUAUCCUCUCUAGACGAUUGUUUUCUGGUUGGAAAUAAACUAUCAAAACUUGUGGAAUUCUCUUACUUGUUUAGCUUUUAUUAGGUCCACUUUUGUACAACUUAUUACUAUUUGAUUCCAUGUACUUCUUUAUAGUGAGUGAUUCCUGCAACCUUGCCCUUCUUUUGGGAUUGAGCCAGGUUUAUUAAAAAGUUAGUACUCCAAGGGAACUUGUAUGAAUGACAUUUGAGUUUGAGGUAUUGUGAAGAAUACAUA